Molecule: messenger RNA, 378 nt
Organism: Salvia hispanica
Lineage: Eukaryota; Viridiplantae; Streptophyta; Magnoliopsida; Lamiales; Lamiaceae
Source: RefSeq, a predicted model, not a curated record
AUGGGGCUCCUCACAUUUGCUCUUCUUAAUCUUGGCUGGCCUGCAAUUGCUCUGUGCUAUCCCCUAUAUCACAUGAGGAAGAUGGUCGAAUAUUGGACACUUUUCUCAUUGUUUUCUCUCUUUGAGUUUGCUUUUGUCAAAAUCAAUGAGUGGACACCUUUCUGGCCUGGCAUAAGACUUGCCGUUAGUUUGAUGUUAGUGAUGCCUCAGUUUGAGGGUGCAGGCCUUGUACGGCCAUUUAUUCAUGGGUUUGGCAUUCUUAAUGAGGAGAGACUUUGUAAGAGAAAAGCAUUUUUGGAUGUAGUAGAAUGGAUCAGAAGCUCUGGAAAAGCUUAUUGUAUCACAGAGGACACCACCAGAAGCAAGAGUGCAAAAUAG